UAAACUCGGUCCUUUACCUUUGCCCUUAGUUGUCCUAUGCAGCAACUUCGCUCCACAGGCUGUUGCGUCGCGAAAUGCCUGCUGCAAUAAGUCAAGAUAAUUUUGGCCAGACUAAAGACGGGAGAUGUGUGACAAGGUACACACUGAGCAGCAGUAGUGGACGGCUGGUUGUUCGCAUUCUGGACUAUGGGGGUAUCAUUACAGAGAUUAAUGUCCCUGACCGCAAUGGCAAAGUCUCAGAUAUCAAUCUUGGGUUGGAUGAUAUGGCAGACUAUGAGACCAAAAGUCCUUACUUUGGGGCUUUGAUUGGACGUGUGGCAAAUCGCAUCGCCGGAGGCAGGUUUGUCCUGGAUGGCCAGACAUAUCAACUGUUUAUUAAUAAUGGACCCAACUCUCUUCAUGGAGGCCGAAUUGGAUUUGACAAGAAAAUCUGGAAUGCACAUGUGGAUGGAGACCAGUUGGUUCUUAAGUACACCAGCCCUGAUGGUGAAGAAAACUAUCCAGGGGAGUUAACCACAACUGUGCGGUACAGGGUGUCAGAUGAUGAUGAGUUAUGGAUAACUUACGAGGCUACAACUACAAAACCAACACCUGUGAAUCUUACAAACCAUGCUUACUUCAACUUGGCUGGACAUGGAGCAGGGACCCUAGAUGACCAUGUUGUCACCAUUGCUGCUGACAGCUUUCUAGUUCUUGAUGAGAAUUCAAUCCCUACAGGUUAUCAAUACUUGGUAGAAAGCACUGAAUGGGAUCUGAGAAAGCCAGUGCGAAUGGAUGAUCGUUUACACCAGGUGCCUGGGGGCAAAGGAUUUGACCACAAUUUUUGUCUGACUCAAGGCUCCAGUCGUGAACCUAAGUUUGCUGCCAGGGUUGAACAUCCACCCUCAGGCAGAUUUAUAGAAUGCAAAACUACAGAGCCAGGUCUGCAGUUUUACACUUGUUUCUACCUGAAUGUGCCCAGUGCCAAAGGAGGAGCUGUUUAUCGACAGUUCGGAGCCUUCUGCUUAGAGGCUCAGCAUUAUCCAGACAGUGUUAAUCAUCCUUCAUUCCCAAAUACUGUACUGAGACCAGGCGAAACCUAUCAUCAAACAACGGUUUACAAGUUUGGAGCUGCCUAAUCCUGGGAUUUUUUUCAGGACUGAAAAUGCAAAUAUUUUAUGUGGCAAAAAAAAGUAUUUUGCAUAUAUAUAUAUAUAAAUAUUCAUUUUAAGGGUGGUUAAACAAAAUGAUAAAAUUUUAUUUUAAGUACUUGUAUUUGAUAGCUGUAUUAGUGAACAAUUUUUCAUGUUAUUCAUGAUUCUUUAAUUACCUUUUCGUUUUCGUCAUAAUUGUGCAUGGUGAUAUAUCGGUAUAUGAAUGAUCGGUUUCCUAUUAUAUAGUUGAAUAAUUUGGAAGACUGUUGAAUAUUAGGUUGCACCCAGGACAUAGUGAAAACAUGGUAUUAGAUACACUUGCUACUAGAUGUCCUGUCUGCUGGUUUUGUAUAUCUAGUGUUUAGUCAUUGUUUUAGACCAGGGGUGGGCAGAGUUUUCUUUUUGCAGGCCGGUCACAAUAUUUUAUGUGUCGGACUGGUAAAAUACCCACGCCAGGUGAUUGCACAUCAAAUCUAGUGAUAAUGAAAUGAACACCUUAUGGCGUUCACUUUACUGAAUUUAUUGUGUGAAGUGAAGCUGUUUAAUUCGCUCAGCGUCAAACUUUAAAACCAGCCUUUCCUUUGAAAACAACCGCCCUCGAUGCUCUCUAACGACUACACCAGAAAUGUCAGCCCUGUUAUUUGUUAUCUUCAUACUUUGUUUUAGAAUGUUACCUACUCUCGAUUUCUGACGCUGUUGUACUUAAUAAAUUUAAAUUAAAAGGCUGAAUAAAAAUAUGUAAAACAUGUGCACUUCACAUUUUGGUAGACAGGCCGGUCCAAAAACGUCCGAGGGCUGUAGUUACCCACCCCUGUUUUAGACAAUGGUAACUUGAAACCAUGAUAAAAUAAUAUUGUGACGCUAAAUGUUUGCAAGUCAAGGAUUGCUAAAAUGUAAAAUGAAAUUAAUAGGUAUUUAGAACCAAAGUCUUUCAUUGGCAAGUCUAUGGAAGCUGUAACCUGGUUCAAUUUUCCGUGCUUAUACUGUUGCUGAAUCAAAUCAGUGGGAAAUAAAACAACUCAUAACUCA
Messenger RNA from Pomacea canaliculata, 2162 nucleotides. Its product is annotated as aldose 1-epimerase-like. The transcript is spliced from 8 exons. The record is from RefSeq and is a predicted model, not a curated record. Gene Ontology annotation, molecular function: aldose 1-epimerase activity; carbohydrate binding. The coding region runs from base 75 to 1118 and encodes 347 amino acids. Gene Ontology annotation, biological process: glucose metabolic process; beta-D-galactose catabolic process via UDP-galactose, Leloir pathway. NCBI's taxonomy places the organism in Eukaryota, Metazoa, Mollusca, Gastropoda, Architaenioglossa, Ampullariidae.